CCCGCCGGGGCUGGUCGGCACGCAAGCGCCGUCUCCUCUGCGGCUGGGGCCGAGCCUCGCCGCCAUCAUGGCCGCCUCCCGGGACAAGUACUCGGUGCUGCUGCCCACCUACAACGAGCGGGAGAAUCUGCCGCUUAUUGUGUGGCUGCUGAUGCGGAGCUUCGAGCAGAGUGGCAACGACUUUGAAAUUAUAGUCAUAGAUGAUGGAAGUCCAGAUGGGACACAGGAAAUUGCUGAACAACUGAUAAAGAUUUAUGGAUCAGACAAAAUUCUUUUAAGACCCAGAGCAAAAAAACUGGGAUUGGGAACUGCUUAUGUUCAUGGAAUGAAGCAUGCUACAGGAAACUUCAUUAUUAUUAUGGAUGCUGACCUUUCACACCAUCCAAAAUUCAUUCCAGAAUUUAUCAGAAGACAGAAAGAAGGUAACUUUGACAUUGUGUCUGGAACUCGGUAUAAAGGAAAUGGAGGUGUUCAUGGGUGGGAUGUAAAACGGAAGUUAAUCAGCCGUGGUGCCAACUUCUUAACUCAGAUUCUCCUGAGGCCAGGUGCGUCAGACUUGACAGGAAGUUUCAGGUUAUACAAAAAAGAGGUUUUACAGAAGCUAAUUGAGAAGUGUGUUUCAAAAGGAUAUGUUUUCCAGAUGGAAAUGAUUGUUCGGGCUAGACAACUGGGCUACUCAAUUGGAGAGGUUCCUAUAUCAUUUGUGGAUCGAGUCUAUGGAGAAUCUAAAUUAGGAGGCAAUGAGAUAGUCUCCUUCCUAAAAGGGCUGUUGACUUUAUUUGCAACGACAUGAGAAAUUGUUUCUGCAUUCAUCAUACUUUGGACUGAAACAUUAUUUUUACAUUAUCUGGGAGAACCUUGCUUAAGUUCUGUUAUGGUUAGGAAAUUCAUUUUAAUUUGAAGUAAAACAAGGACCACACACAUAAUCCAGUAAACAUUAUUUAUUAACAUUGGAAAAAAUACCGCCAUGUAUGUUUUGUGUUUAAAUAAAUAGGCUCGCUCCAGUUAUAUGGUGUAUUAAAUAUUUUGGGGGAAUAUGUCCCUUUGCUUCUGCAUGGGGAGGGUUAUUUGCAUAAAUAAGAUUGUCAUCAUGUAUAGAAAUAUGCAGAGAGUUGUAUCCUGCCAUUCUUUUGAGCUCACGGCAGUGCGCUCCUCCAGAAAAAGGUACUGCUGUUAACUAAGUGGGAUGGCAGGAUACAACAUGUGUUCAAAAUUUGGUUUGUUCUGACAAUAUCUUUUGUAUAUUUUUUAUUUUUUCUGUCUGUGGCCAUCAUCCUGAGCAUAAAACCUGGCAUCAUUGUAUCUUAUAAUAAUAAUAAUGAUAAAACAUCUAGGUUUACGGCUCUGUAGUGGUGGAGUGUUUGGCUUGCAUCCAGCAGUGCAAAAGCAGAAAUGUACAUGGACUUAGUGCAGUUCUUCUUGUGCAAGUUCUUUUGCAACACCUAGCGCUUUCUCUCCCUAUACAUGAUAAUGCUUCAAAAUUGGUUGCACAAGAUGUUGUGCAAGUGAAAAUGCAAUUGGGGAUACAUUGUUUGGCUGUGGAUAAGCCGCUACUGUGGUCUUUUUUUUCUCAAAUUACCUCCUGUGCAAGAGUAAAAGAGGAAAUUUUGUGCUACAUUCAACCCUUUGUAUGCCCCACUGUAACAUUUUUUUUUUUGGUGUAUCAAACUUUCAGUCCCCUUCUUUAACACCACUUUUGAAAGAUAAUUUCUGUUUCAGGAAUUGCACUGGAAAUGUAAUGACUGACUGAUGGUAAUAUUCAUAUAGAAGUCUCUAAGGCAAGACACUGGAAGCAUUUUGUUAAGAACACAUGUACAAAGCCCAUUUGUAUAGGCAUAUUUGUACGUAAUAUUUUUGUAACUAAAUACAGCAGUUCAUACUUCA
This is a messenger RNA of Eublepharis macularius, 1884 nucleotides long. RefSeq names its product dolichyl-phosphate mannosyltransferase subunit 1, catalytic (gene DPM1). The transcript has 9 exons. The record is from RefSeq and is a predicted model, not a curated record. Gene Ontology annotation, biological process: GPI anchor biosynthetic process; protein O-linked glycosylation via mannose. Gene Ontology annotation, cellular component: endoplasmic reticulum membrane. Bases 68 to 793 code for a protein of 241 amino acids. Gene Ontology annotation, molecular function: dolichyl-phosphate beta-D-mannosyltransferase activity. Lineage: Eukaryota; Metazoa; Chordata; Lepidosauria; Squamata; Eublepharidae.